Molecule: messenger RNA, 968 nt
Organism: Paramecium pentaurelia
Lineage: Eukaryota; Ciliophora; Oligohymenophorea; Peniculida; Parameciidae
Source: the annotation of a GenBank genome assembly
AUGAACUAAAAUACAGAAAAUUUCUUCUAACAUAUGUAUUCCAAAGCAGGAAAAUCAAGCUCAUAAAUAUUUGCUCAUUUAUUGGGUAAAGCUAGCAAAUAGUAAUCGAUAUAAAAACAAAGUGAUGUUUAAUCUAUUGUAAUAACACCCUGUCAAUCACCUAAAAAACCCUAAAGAUAAUAACCUUUUAGUUUAGGUUUGUCUAGAGAAUAUAUGCAAAAAUUAUAAAAUUAAGGAAAACCUAAUAUGCCUAUUGGAGUUUACAAUCCAAAAUAUUCUGUGAUUUAAAAGUAAAGAAUAUAACUAUUAAGAAAGUCUGAUUUAGGUGGUAAAUUUGCUGUUGAACAUAAAAUUAUGAUAAAAUAAGGCAAUGAAUCUUAAACAUCAAUUGAUUCAAGCAAUACUUAAAGUAGAAGAACAAAAGGAUUUGUAGAUCUUAAGAGACAACUGUCAAGAGAACAAUCGAAUAGAUAUUAAAAUGCUUCUUCAAAUGCUACUUUGAAUUAGUUUUUAUCAAUUGAUACUAAUUCAAUUAGAGCGUAUUAUGUUGUUUAUAACAUCAUUUUAGAAGACCUAGAAGUGCUCAUUUUAAAGGUUCUGGACAUUCUUUAAAUAUUAACAAAUAUAAUUGUUUUUAAUCAUUUUAUGAUGCUGAUUACGAGGCUGGUAAAAGAAAAAUAAGUUUUGUUGGUCCUGGAUUUGAAAAAUAAACAGUUAGGAAAUCUCUAAUGAAUAAAUCUGUUUGUUUAAGAGAGUAAUCAAUUUAUCAAUAUGAUCAAUUUUCAAAUAAAAAUUCAAUUGUACAUCCAAAUACUAAAAAUGUCAUGAUUGAUUUUAAGAAAAUAUUAGGAAGGACACAUAAAAAUGAAUAAUGCAUACCUAGUCAUAUGUCUAAGACAAAUAGAAGUAGAAUUAUGAUUGAAACACUUAAUUAAAAAAUGCUAGAACUUAAUGCAUCAGCUCAAUGA